Molecule: messenger RNA, 1790 nt
Organism: Coturnix japonica (Japanese quail)
Lineage: Eukaryota; Metazoa; Chordata; Aves; Galliformes; Phasianidae
Gene: HOXB13
Product: homeobox B13
Biological process (GO): regulation of DNA-templated transcription
Molecular function (GO): DNA binding; DNA-binding transcription factor activity, RNA polymerase II-specific
Source: RefSeq, a predicted model, not a curated record
AUGCAGCCCCCUGGCCUCGAGGGGCUCCUGGCUGCCGGCGGCUUCGCAGGCGGCCAAGGCAGGGUCCUGCCGCCCCCCUCGGCCCUCGGCUGCUCUUCGCCUCCCCCCGGGAUGAACCCCGGUUACCCGACGGAGGAAGCGGCCAAGCCGUGCCUUACGGCCCCACCGGGCCCCGCCGCCCCACCGGGCCCCACCGCCUCCGCUCCGCUGCCCUACGGGUACCUGGGCGGGGGUUAUUACUCGUGCCGUGUCGCCCGCAGCGCCCUCAAAGCCGGCCCGGCACAGGGGCCCUUUCCCCCUGAGAAGUAUCUGGACCCCCCCACGGGCAGCGAGGACUUCCAGAGCCGUCCUGCAGAGUUGGCUUUCUAUCCCGGUUAUGGGGCCCCGUACCAACCGAUGGCCGGGUACCUGGAUGUGUCGGUGGUGCCGGGGCUGGGUGGUCCUGGGGAGCCGAGACACGAAGCGUUGCUGCCCGUGGAUGGUUACCACCAACCCUGGGCUCUGGGCGGCAGCUGGAGCGGCCAGAUGUGCUGUCCUAAGGAGCAGGGCCAGGCCGGCUACCUCCUGAAAUCAGCUUUUGCAGACGCCGCCGCUCCGCUGCCCCCCGACGGCUGCGCCUUCCGCCGGGGUCGUAAGAAGAGGGUCCCAUACAGCAAAGGGCAACUGAAGGAGCUGGAGAAGGAAUACGCCAGCAGCAAAUUCAUCACCCGAGACAAGAGGAGGAAGAUCUCGGCCGCCACCAACCUUACGGAGAGACAGGUCACCAUUUGGUUCCAGAACAGGAGGGUGAAAGAGAAAAAAGUCGUCGCCAAAAUCAAAAGCAACAGCAGCAGCGCUCAGUGAGGACGCGGCCACCCCACAUCGCAGCCCCAAAGGAUCCCAAAGGCACCGGGAUUGGGGUGAAACACCGUCCCCAUCGAGCAGUGAAGGGCAUCCUGGUCCCGAGGGGCAAAACCCAUCAGCAAAUGGGGGGCAUCGCGAGUUGGAAAGGGCAACGUUCCCACCUUGGACUAUGUACAGUUUGCUCUUCCUGCCUUACCUCGUCGUUUUCUCCCCGUCUCCCUUUGCUUUUGUUCGAACUGCAUCAGCAGAGCGCUUUAAAGAAAAAGAAGAAGAAGAAAAAAAAAGCCUAAUUGCAUUAAUUAACCCCGAACGCAACUCCUGUCUAGUCUGCGUGCGGGGGGAGGGGGGGGGGAACUGCACACGGAUUUGGUCUGCACAGCAAAAACAGCAAACGGCAUCGCCUUCAUUACAGACAUGAGCACCAAAAAUGCUCAUUUAAGGGGGAAAUUCGUGCAGUCCAUGUGUGCUGUAUGGAAUCUCGUGCCCAUUUCUUGCUUGUGUGGAUGCAUAUGCACACACAUUGCUGCAGGCACCCGCUGCAUUGCUGCGAUAUAUCAGAGAUGCACAUAGGUGUGCACAGUUAGGAUUGCGCCUUAUUUUCCCUUUCCUCACCUGCUAUCUUUGUGUUUGUGUGUCGAUAUAUAUACCCUGAUGUGUAGAUGUAUGCAUGUACACAUGCAGUAUGGUACCAGCUGUGUGGAUAUAAAUAUAUAUGCACGUGUUUGUAUGCAUACAUACAAUCCAUGUAUGUUCGUGACUAUAUUUUGAUACGAGUAAAUGCAAUUUGUAUAAUUCCAUACACGAUUUCGUUUGUACUAAUAUUGUACCCACCUCCUCCUAAUAAUACUGAAUUAUAGCGAUAUGUUUCAUAGCAUGAGCUCAGAUAAACCCUUCGUCAUACAAAAUGAAACUGGUGAAUAUUAAGAAACGCUGUGAUCCUUUACAUC